AUGAAAGAGGCGCCAGCGCCGAAAAUUUUUAAUCGAACAAUACAGGGGGGGAGGGGGGGCUCCACCGAGUGGGCGCUGAGAAACUACACCCGCUGCAGAAGAUCCUACCUCAAGAAAGAAAUCGAGAGCAACCUAAAAUUUCAUAUUACUAUUCUUUUUUGUUAUACGAUUAUGCUUAAGUGCUCCCUUGUAACUGGGGCAUCUAUUAUACAUGAUAAAAAGUUAGGGGAGUAUAGUCCAUGCCAAUCGAGCAGCAGCAAGCCCAUAUUUUGCAGCCAUGAAUUUUGCGAAAUGUGGCCUACGUGUGAAACUCCAAAUUUCCAUUGCCCUUAUUCUGUCGAUCAUUUGUCUGACAACACUUCAAGCUCGGGAUUUAUUUUUGAGGAUCAGUUGCACUUAUUCUCAAUUGUUCAACGUCGGCCACCUCCACUGGACAAUCUAUCUGUACCUCGGCGGGAACUCGCUAGAAGCCCACUAGUCAGGCUCGUUUUAUUCUUUCAAGGCAACCAUCGUCCAUUUCUUAGCACUUAUAGGUACAUUCAGAAGAACACAGGUAACAUACAAGAACUAGCCAAAUGGAAAUUGAGGAUGAUACAAAUUGGUCUGCAAUGGAUGGAAUAUCUUGAAAUUGUCAAUCCAGACCUUCUCAUUCCUUGGUUGGGCAAAUUGUGGAGCAAUUACACAUCAAUUCAAGUGGAAGCAUUGCUUUUCUCAAGUUAA
This is a messenger RNA of Striga asiatica, 720 nucleotides long. NCBI's taxonomy places the organism in Eukaryota, Viridiplantae, Streptophyta, Magnoliopsida, Lamiales, Orobanchaceae. The record is from the annotation of a GenBank genome assembly.